This is a messenger RNA of Puccinia graminis f. sp. tritici CRL 75-36-700-3, 2711 nucleotides long. Its product is annotated as methylenetetrahydrofolate reductase (NADPH). The record is from RefSeq and is a predicted model, not a curated record. The transcript has 8 exons. Gene Ontology annotation, cellular component: cytosol. Gene Ontology annotation, biological process: tetrahydrofolate interconversion. Gene Ontology annotation, molecular function: methylenetetrahydrofolate reductase [NAD(P)H] activity; FAD binding. Lineage: Eukaryota; Fungi; Basidiomycota; Pucciniomycetes; Pucciniales; Pucciniaceae. Bases 251 to 2185 code for a protein of 644 amino acids.
AAGAGACACACAUCCCAGGAAACUACAACAUAGAAGAAACAUACCAAGUCGAGAAGAAGACGCAGAAAAAGACGAACCGAUUGCUCAGAAAAAGGAAACCCGAUCGAGACAACUAUUCCCUGCCGCUCUCCAUAUUACUUCACUCACUUCUUCCUCAAGGAGAACACUCUGCUCGCUCAAGAACAAGAAAUAAUCAACCUACCUACGUCUUGUCUGGAAUCUUGUUGAAUAAGCUCUUCCUUCCGAAACAAUGAAAAUCUCUCAAAAACUCGCUGCUGCCGAGUCAGAGAACCGUAUAUCAUGGUCGUUUGAAUACUUCCCACCCAAAACCGACAAUGGGUUAACGAAUUUAUAUGACAGAAUCUGUAGAAUGUCGCAACUCGGUCCGAUUUUUAUUGACAUCACUUGGGGUGCAGGCGGGUCGACGUCGAACCUGACCACCGAAUUCGUCAAGACUGCUCAUGAACAGUUCGGCCUGGAGACAUGCAUGCAUCUCACUUGCACUAACAUGCCCAAAUCUAAAAUCGAUACCGCUUUGAAGGAAGCUUAUGAGUUCGGAUGUGAAAAUAUCCUCGCUUUGAGAGGCGAUCCUCCCAAAGGCUCAACUGAAUGGACGGCAACGGAGGGUGGCUUCGAACAUGCUAUCGAUUUGGUCCGACACAUUCGAGCAGAAUAUGGAGAUCAUUUUGACAUUGCGGUUGCAGGAUUUCCAGAAGGACACAUGCAUUCGACUUUAUCAAGAGAACAACAAACGAUUUAUUUGAAGGAGAAGAUCGAAGCUGGCGCGAACUUUAUCUUCACCCAAAUGUUCUAUGAUGUUGAUAUAUUCAUCGAUUGGGUCCGAGAGAUCCGGGCCGCGGGGAUCACGGUGCCUGUGAUCCCCGGGCUCAUGCCCAUCCAAUCCUGGGCCCAAUUCAAAAGGGUCACCAACUUCAGCAAAACGAUCGUCCCUCAAUACUUCUUGGAUAAGCUCGAACCCAUCCAAUCCGACGACCAAGCCGUCCGUGAGGCCGGGACCAAACUUGUCGCCGAUAUGUGCAGGAAAAUCCUUAACUCCGAUCUCGGCAUUCGUAUCUUGCACUUUUAUACUAUGAAUCUCGAACGUGGGACUAAGAUGAUCUUGGAUGAAUUGAACUUGAAUCCUUCUCGAGAUAUCACGAACCCAUUGCCCUGGAAGAUGUCGUUGUUGGGCAAACGACGAAGCGAAUCGAUCCGUCCGAUAUUUUGGGCAAAUCGAGCGAAAUCAUACCUAUCGAGAACGGAGACCUGGGAUGAAUUUCCGAAUGGACGAUGGGGAGAUUCGCGGUCACCAGCCUACGGAGAACUAGAUGGAUACGGAAUCAACAUCAAUGCCGCCACGAUGGAGACUCUCAAAGGUCUCAAGAAGUUCCCAACCAGUCUCGCAGAUCUUGCCCGAAUCUUUGCCAACUAUUGUGGUGCUCGAUUCCCGGGUGAAGAGCCAGUGAAAUACCUUCCCUGGAGCGACAUCCCUCUUUCGGAAGAAACUAAUAAGAUCGAAGACGUCUUGGUCAAAAUCAACAAGAGAGGCUUCUUGACUAUCAACAGUCAACCCGCCGUCGAUGGCGCCAAGAGUAGUGAUCCCGUCCACGGGUGGGGUCCCAGAGGCGGUUACGUAUAUCAGAAGGCGUAUCUUGAAUUCUUCUGUUGUCCAGAGAAGUUCCAAUCCUUAACAGAGAGGCUAGAAAAGGACCCGGAUGUGACGUACUAUGCGGUGACGAAGACUGGCGACCUAGUCACGAACAACACCCGCCCCGGGCCGAACGCGGUGACGUGGGGCGUGUUCCCAGGGAAAGAGAUCGUCCAGCCGACGAUCGUCGAGUUGGUGAGCUUCAUUGCAUGGAAGGAUGAGGCCUUUGAACUCGGGCACCAAUGGGCCGAAUUGUAUAAGGAGAUCGCACCCGAAAGCGCCAGGUUUAUCCACCAGAUCAUGGACUCUUGGUAUCUCGUUAACAUCGUCAAUAACGACUUCAGGAAGUCGAACGACGACUCGGAGCAUUCUGCCCUGUUUCAAUUCUUCGGCCCUGAACCGGUCAUCGUCGACCAAGACGAUCUCCCCCCUACUACUAACGGCCUCUCUCAUCCUAACGGGCUUCCUAAAACUAAUGGCUCGAGUACUCCUGCAAUCAGUGAAGUCAAUGGGGAGCUCAAAAACCUGGCCAUUUAAGUUGUGAAAGGGAAACGUUCUAGAAUACGUACAAGAAUUCGAUGCUCUUAAUACUACUUGAUGCUCUUUUUUUUCAUAUAUAUAUAUAUCCAUCCAUUCACAUAGAAAUCCAUCUCUCUCUCGCUUUUUGGCUUCUUCCCAGGUGAUUUUUCAUAUAGCCGCGCUUGAUGUUUGACUAUAAGUUGGACUUGAUUCUUGUUUGUUUGUUUGUCUAUCAGUUUUUCUUAUUUCUUUUUUUAUCUACUCUUUGUUUGUUUUUUUUCUGUUUUUUGAGCUAUCUUUAAAAUAUACCUUAUUGGACUACAACCCUUGAUUUUUUUUCAAAAUACUUCUCUCAUUUAGAUUGACAAACAAGCAAACAUACUAUGUAGGUACAACAAGCAAACAUACUAGGUACAUUCUCCUUCUUUUCUCAAUCAAAACGGAAAAAAAGAAAGAUGAUCUUUUGAGCUCAUGGCCAUACCUAUAAACAUCCUCUUGUUCUGGUUUUGUUUUGUUUGCGAAAUAUCAUUCUUUCCGUUUUUGU